Messenger RNA from Triplophysa dalaica, 2318 nucleotides. RefSeq lists its product as uncharacterized. The record is from RefSeq and is a predicted model, not a curated record. The transcript has 4 exons. The coding region runs from base 449 to 1168 and encodes 239 amino acids. Lineage: Eukaryota; Metazoa; Chordata; Actinopteri; Cypriniformes; Nemacheilidae. Gene Ontology annotation, biological process: cellular response to gamma radiation; intrinsic apoptotic signaling pathway in response to DNA damage by p53 class mediator.
UAUUCAGGGGACGGAACCCGAACCCGAAUUACACGUGCACUUCGGUCAAGCUCUUUACACACGAUAUCCAUACAGACACUCACAAACUGGGACUUUUCUUGUGGAUGUUUGUCUCCAGUUUUUCAUCUGGAAACCUUCUGCUUUUGCGCGUUUAAAACUACUGUCUUUCUUAUUGUGAUUUUGCUGCGAUACCAUAUAGAGUCAUAGAGGCGCUAUUUAUAAACGCCCUUGCACGCGCUGUUACAGGAGUCAUUCUCGUCUCUAGAUAGAUAGACAGCAAAUUACUUCAAGUUAUAAAGUGAGAUGAGAAUAUAUGAUUGUUCUUUGACGAUUCAAAGAUUUACUGUCCUUGCCUGAAGGAACUUGAAUCGAAUCCGUGUUUUACAUUUGGGCACAGUUCUGUAAAAUAUUGUAAAGUUAUCUUUUUUUGUGUCGCGAGUAUUAAAGGAUGUCGUUUCUUAACUGUGCAUCCAGAAAUUCGCAAAAGCUGCUAGUUUUGGGGUUUUUGCUUCUGGUUCGUUCAGUUUUGUGUCAUGAGCAGCACAAAGCUGGAUCUUAUAAUUUGGGAUCCAUUCUGGAGCCUCUGGAUGGGCUGAGAGAAUACGUGGAGUCUAUCGUUGGCACCCACGCGCUUCAGAUCGGUUUUGAGAAUGCUGUAUUGUACCUUGACUCAGUGUUUGGUCCAGAGAACGUCUAUUCUGUCGCUAUGUUUGUUGAAAUGUUGCUGAAGUUUGUCGCUGAAGGAGCUGCCAGUGGACUUAAUGUUAUCGCUGUCUAUGUGUCAGAGAUUCUCAGAGCUACAGGGGUGAACGAGUCGAUAUCAAGCCCUCAUUUCACCACCGAGGGUGUGUCUGCUGUGAUCAAAUGGGCACUGCUGGCUCUGACUGGCUACUCGAUCCUGUCCCUGGUGCUUCGGGUCACCGUGGCGCUUGUACGGCGAGUGUUUUGGUUAGUCAAAGUGAUUUUAGUCCUGUGGCUCUUUGUGCGGAUCGUCAGUGACCCUUCUGCCUCCACCGAACUUAUUGGAAUGAGACUGACUCUACUGGUGCUCAUCUGCGCUGUGUUUGGAAUCGUGACGAGCAGCGCCGGCGGGACCGGAGCCGGUCUCGAGGAGCGAGUCAGAAGACUGGAGGGACAAUUCAAAAUGGAAAAAAAGAAAACGGAGUGAUAAGCGACUGACGAGGAAAGCGGAAACACAGGAUGAGCAGACUCAUGAGAACUUUACUUGUCUGAUCUUGUCUGUUGUCUCAGUAUUUUGUGAUGAGUUGGUUGGGCACUUAAGCCAGUUAAAUAUGUUUAAGGAAAUAGAAUCUAUUUUUUAAUGUAAAGAAAGCAAAAUACAAAGCUACAUCAGACUCCUCUGUGAAUUAUAUGGUCAUAUGCAUACAGUCAGAGAUUCGUUCAGAUUUGUCACACAAACACAAGGUGUGUAUAGCACUGUUUAUAUACCAUUGAGUGGAUUAGAUGUUUGAAUUUACUUUGUCCUUAUCUGUCAUGAAAUGAACAGACUGCCCUGCAUGUGACUACGAUACUUUAUGCAGUAGCCUACAUGUAUGCAAUCGAUAAAACAAAUAUCAAACCAAUCCUUUACACACUUGUGUACUGACAAUAUUUUUAUAUCUAUUGCUUCCAAACCAAACAAAUUUGUCUUUAAAAUCAUUGUCAGAUGGUUCAGAACUGUAGUGCUUAAUAUCAUGACAUUCAUACAUUUUUAAGUGACUCAAGUGUCCAAAUAGGUACAAUUGUAUUUGUCCAUACUAAAAGACAUCACAUGAUGAUGAUAAUGUUGCCAUACAAUGUGUGUGUAUUGUAUUGUUGUGUACAGAAAUAGCCAACAAUCAAUUAUGUAAAUGUUUGUAGAUCACUGACAAAUCAAGACCUGGUAAAGUACAAGAGACGCAGAUGAUAAAUAAUGUAUCUUGAGGUUGUUGUAUAUGAUAUGGGGUCAUCUGGUUGACCGUUGUCUUCUGCUCCCUUUAAAUGACGAAUGAACUGCUUUGUGAUCUUGAUGUGAAGCUUCUCAUCGGCAAAUUAAAUAACAUAGGGAAAGUGAUAUUUUGUUUAGAAAAACAUACAAUGCUAUUAAUGUGUAGUUAAAUGAAAGGUCUCAUGAGAAUAAAUGGGACCUAUUUGACUAUAACAAAGGUGGAUGAAUAUGUCUUUGAAUAUGUAAAGUUACAGAAUGUAGCUCAGUUAAUUUUCAAGUUGACUGGAUUUGAAUUACAAUAGUGUAGUUGUGAUAUACAGCCAGAAGAUGGCGCUAUUCUUUAAUCGCGAACUAACGCACCAUUCAAAAUAAAGACUUAAUUUAAAUUCAA